Messenger RNA from Paramecium primaurelia, 306 nucleotides. The record is from the annotation of a GenBank genome assembly. Lineage: Eukaryota; Ciliophora; Oligohymenophorea; Peniculida; Parameciidae.
AUGUUGUUAUGCUUUGGCUAUUCAUUUUUAAUUUUAAUGAUAAUAAAGAUAAGAAAUCUAAAAACAUUUUAAAAUUACUAAUAAUUGAAUAGUGAAAACAUUAAUAUAUCAAGUUAGAUAACAAAUUUUAUUAAUAAAUGUAUGAGAAUUUAUAUUCCUGUACCAAAUUUAGUUGAAAGAGAAGUUAAAUAAGAUCAUAAAGUUGAAGAUUAUUUUGGAAAGAAUUCAGAAAUACAAAUAAGUUUAAUUCAAAAUAAUUAAGAUAUUAUUUUUUUAUUUACAAAGAUGAGAAAUAGAUUAAAUUGA